UUGAGUUACUUGGGUAAUUGGUGCAUAAAAACGGAACCACCUAUAACACCAUGCGAUAAACAAUGGCUCGGUAGAGGACCAAUGCAAGAUGUGACUACGCAAAAACACGAUUAUCAAUGGAAAUCAAUAAAACCAUCUGAAUCGAUCAAAAGAAGAGAUAAUUUGUAUCUACCAUGUGCUUCCAUAUCUGAUGACACGACUUAUCGUUUAAGUUAUUUCCCUGUUAAUUGUCAUUUACCUACGGAAUCUUAUACACCUAAAAGAAAUUAUUGCAAACCGUUAAUACCAAUGGAUGGUUGUACGACAUAUAGGUUGAGUUAUUGGCCAACUGAGACACAAAUUAAGACAGAUCAGCCAUGGAAAAAGAAGGGAGAAUAUCAUAGACCAGUUGAUCCUAUGGAAAAUUGUACGACAUAUAAAUUAAGUUAUUGGCCACAUUGUGAAAAACCUCGUUCACCUUUUACAAUGCAGGAUACAGAAAACUUACUCAAUGCAGAUUGUUGUUUCAACGAUGAUACAAUUUAUCAAUUGAGUUAUUUCAAUUGCGGAGGUGAAAGAAGUGACGCAUUUAAACCACAGGGAAAUAUUUGUCUAUCGUCUUGCCCACUUUCUCACGAUACAGUACACAAAUUGAGUUUCUUAGGAAAUUGGUCAGUAACACCAGAAAAAUCAAUGACACCGUGCGAUAGACAAUUAUUAGGUAGAGGACCUAUGCAAGAUGAAACAACUCAGAAACAUGAUUAUACAUGGCGUUAUUGUACACCAUCACGAGAAAUAAGACCAGAAAAUAAUCUAACGUGUGCCCCAAUUCCAUUGGAAUGUUGUACAACGCAUAAAUUAUCGUACAUACCGAACGAUAGUACGACAUUAUUACGUAACAAUUCUUAUGCACCGUGUCGUCAAUAUCAACCACCAAAUUUACCAAUGGAAUCAGAAACAACCAUGCGUUUGAGUUAUCAACCAGUUGAACCAGCUGAUCGUGUACCAAAACCUUGGAGCAAAAUACCAUCUUAUCAUAAACCUGUUACACCAUUGGAUGACAAUACGACUUAUAAUUUAAGUUAUAUUCCACCUGGAACACUAGUACCAUUGCCACCGUGUUAUACAUCUUGUUCUACGUCAAAUAAUUGUAACAUGCCACCUUGUCAACCUUGUCAACCAUGUCAGAUAUUAAUGAUGAUCUUGGGCUUGGCAAUAGCCCAAGAACAAAAUUAUCGUAACAAUUAUCAAGAAGAUGAACGACAAAAUGCUGCUACCGAUGGAAGACGUUUUUCAACGACAACACCAAUUCCUAUUUUACAUUGGAACAAACAACAGGAACACGAUGGAACUUAUAAAACUAGUUACGAAACUGGGAAUAAUAUCAUUGCCGAAGAGAGUGGUUACAUCAAAACGGUAGGCGAAGGUGCGGAUCGAACUGAGGCAUUGGUACAACAGGGGAGUUAUUCCUACAUGAGUCCUGAGGGCCAGUUGAUCACCAUUCAUUAUACCGCGGAUGAAACUGGCUUUCACGCGUCCGGUGAACAUAUUCCCACGCCACCGCCAGUAGGCGAAGAAAUUCAGAAAGGCCUCGACCUCAUCUUUGCAGGCAUUCGACAACAAGAGGAAGCAGACGCAAGAGAAGCUGCAUCGAAAAAUCAACCACAACCACAGAGUCAACAAAUUGAUAGGAGGGACGAUUACGAUAAAAAAUUCCGACAAUGAGGAUUAAUAUGAAAAAGAUUUUCUUUUAACACGUACACAAUAAUCAAUUUUUCAUUCGUAAUCACCAAUAGAGACAUCAACACUUUUGUUUAGUUUCUAGCGUAUUAUACUAUAUAUGUAUGAAUACUAUGGCGUAUUUUCUAAGAAGUAGCAAUUAAGUUCGUAGAUCACAUAUUAAAAUACUUAUGUCCCUGUUUCAUCAAUAAUAAUCGAUAAUACAUUCGAUGAUUACGUACAUUUGUAAUCAAAUGCCAAGAAUUAUUGUUCCUUCAAUUAUAUUUCCUGUUAUUAUCCUUGCACAUUUAUUUUUAACACUAAAACCUAUUUCUUCAUCUAUACUUAUUCCUUAUUAUCUUUAACAAAAAUAUAGAUACAUAUAUAUUACGCCUUUUUUUUUUUAUAUAUAUAAAUUAUAGGAAACAAACUGAUAGGCUUAGUAUUUCAAAAAAAUGUGAAAACAAAUUUAAGAAGAAUUUCUAAAAUUCAAUCUUCUUACAUUUAAUAUUUGAAUUUAUUAUUUUACAUAAAAUACAUAACGAUCUCUUUAAAUGAUUUCUAUUAACGAAUAGAAAUUAUUUAAAAGCGAUUACAUCAUUACGUUCAAUGAAAGUAAAGGUAAGUAAUGUUAAGGUCAAAUGAACGUUGAACGUGAAACGAUAGAACAAUUAUUUAUUCUAUUUGGAAUGACUAUGAAUUAUAAAAGUAAUUCGUUAUACGGAAAUAAAGCAUCUUUAUUAUUAGUUGUAAAUUAUACGGUGUUCUUUUUUUCUUUCUUGAAUAAUAAUUUAAAAAGAAAAAAAAAU
Molecule: messenger RNA, 2507 nt
Organism: Polistes dominula (European paper wasp)
Lineage: Eukaryota; Metazoa; Arthropoda; Insecta; Hymenoptera; Vespidae
Product: cuticular protein 49Ah
Cellular component (GO): centriole; axonemal microtubule; ciliary basal body
Molecular function (GO): microtubule binding
Source: RefSeq, a predicted model, not a curated record